UGGCCAGCGGUGCUCCUGUCUCGCCCACGCGGGAGCUUGUAGGCGCAGUCCCUGUUUUACCCCGCCCCGCGCUGCUUGAGAGGCUGAGACUGAGAGGAGGCUCUGGACAGCAACAGAGCUGCGGGAACUUGUCUUUUCUCCGGGCCUCAGCUGCUAGUCAGCGAAGAGAAAUCAAACGUUUUUUCCUACGUGAACUGAGUGAAGGAGCCCUAGGAGAAACCUUUGCCUGCAAAGUGUGAACCCUGAGCUCUGGCUCCACCCCGAGAAGCCUAGUCAGCCUUAUCAACAGGACCUGCCAGCUUCCUGAUCCAGCUCAUAAGACAAUUCUCUGCUUUCUCAGAACGUUUCUGCACCAACUAUGGCAACUUUUGUGGAGCUCAGCACGAAAGCCACGAUGCCCAUUGUGGGCCUGGGGACCUGGAAGUCUUCCCCAGGCAAAGUCAAAGAAGCUGUGAAAGCAGCCAUCGAUGCAGGAUAUCGCCACAUCGACUGUGCCUUUAUCUAUCAGAAUGAGAAUGAGGUGGGAGAAGCCAUCCAAGAGAAGAUCCAAGAGAAGGCCGUGAGGCGGGAGGACCUCUUCAUUGUUAGCAAGUUGUGGUGCACAUUCUUUGAGAAAAGCCUAGUGAAGGAGGCCUGUCGGAAAACCCUGAAGGACUUGAAACUGGACUACCUGGACAUCUACCUCAUUCACUGUCCACAGGGGCUUCAGGCUGGAAAGGACUUCUUCCCCAAAGAUGAUAGAGGCAGUACCAUCCCCAGUAAAGCGACGUUCUUGGAUACAUGGGAGGUCAUGGAACAGCUGGUAGAUGAGGGUUUGGUGAAAGCCAUUGGCAUCUCCAAUUUCAACCACUUCCAAAUUGAAAAGCUUUUGAACAAGCCUGGACUGAAAUAUAAACCAGUCACUAACCAGGUGGAGUGUCAUCCAUACCUCACCCAGGACAAACUGAUUCAGUACUGCCACUCUAAGGGCAUCACUGUCACUGCCUACAGCCCUCUGGGCUCUCCAGAUAGACCAUGGGCCAAGCCAGAGGACCCGUCACUGCUGGAAGAUCCCAAGAUUAAGGAGAUUGCUCUGAAACACAAUAAAACCACAGCCCAGGUUCUGAUUCGAUUCCAUAUCCAGAGGAAUGUAGCAGUGAUCCCCAAGUCUGUGACCCCGGCACGCAUUGUUGAGAACUUUCAGGUCUUCGACUUCAAGCUGAGCAAUGAGGAGAUGGCGGCCAUCCUCAGCUUCAAUAGAAACUGGAGGGCCUGCACUUGGGCUUUUGCUGAAGAUUUGGAGGAAUAUCCCUUCCAUGAGGAAUACUGAGGCUGAGUCUCCCAGUGAGAUUAUCUGGUAGAUGCUCCUUUAUCAUUGAAGUGAAACCCACGUCUCUGUUUUAGUCAAGCUUAUCUGGAAUCCUGCUGUGCUUGGCCUUGUUGCUGGCAGACCUGAGAUAAUGUUCUUUUCCCAUCCAGGUGUUCAGCCAGGAGCAGACCAUCCCUGAGAAAUGGGACUUGGAUAAGCCAAUGACUACUUUUUUUUCACUUGUUUGUUGUGGCAAAAUGAGUGCUAAAUGCCAGAAACUCUCAAAAUUGAGGUUACAAAGAUAACAACAAUAAAAUAUAAUAAACAGUAAAAUAUAAUAAUAGUAA
Messenger RNA from Heterocephalus glaber (naked mole-rat), 1635 nucleotides. RefSeq names its product aldo-keto reductase family 1 member B10. Gene Ontology annotation, molecular function: oxidoreductase activity. Lineage: Eukaryota; Metazoa; Chordata; Mammalia; Rodentia; Bathyergidae. The record is from RefSeq and is a predicted model, not a curated record.